This is a messenger RNA of Dissoconium aciculare CBS 342.82, 639 nucleotides long. Its product is annotated as TBPIP-domain-containing protein. Gene Ontology annotation, biological process: meiotic strand invasion involved in reciprocal meiotic recombination; meiotic joint molecule formation; homologous chromosome pairing at meiosis. Gene Ontology annotation, cellular component: DNA recombinase auxiliary factor complex; condensed nuclear chromosome. The transcript is spliced from 2 exons. Lineage: Eukaryota; Fungi; Ascomycota; Dothideomycetes; Mycosphaerellales; Dissoconiaceae. The record is from RefSeq and is a predicted model, not a curated record. Gene Ontology annotation, molecular function: double-stranded DNA binding; recombinase activator activity. The annotation marks the transcript as partial.
AAAACCACCGAAAAGCUCACUCCAGCACAAUCCUCCACCUUGAUCCUCACCUACCUCCGCCGACAACCCAGCCGGCCCUACAGUGCGGUCGAUAUCAGCGCGAACCUGAAGAACCGCGUGACGAAAACCUCGGCGGCCAAAAUCCUCAAGGAUCUCCAUGAGCGGGGAGAGAUCGCGGGUUGUACGCAGGGGAAGCAGAGCGUCUAUCAUGCGCUGCAGGACUUUGAUCCCGCCUCCAUCGAGGAGCAAUUCGCCCAGCUCGACGCCGAGACGGAUUCCCUCCGCGAGGAAACGGCCAAGCUGAAGGCCGAAGAGAAAGACCUCCGCGCCCAACUCCGUUCUCCGACGACAUCUGCUGGCAACAACGGUCGUCACAAGAACAGCAUCGCGCAAACCCUCUCCAUUCCCGAUCUCCGCGUCGUCAUCGGCAGACUCGAGCAAGACAAGGUCGAUCUGGAGAAUCGUCUGAAGAGGUUGAAUGUGAAUGGAGCGGCGAAGGACGGAGGAGGACCGCCGCCGGUGGUGAGUGUGCGAGAGAGGGAGGAAAUCGUCGCGGAGUGGAAGACUUGGACGAAGAUCUCCCUCGCGAGGAGGAGGAUCCGCGAGGAGCUCUGGGCUGAGGUCCGGGAGAUUGUGGGA